This is a messenger RNA of Cryptomeria japonica (Japanese cedar), 1500 nucleotides long. RefSeq lists its product as uncharacterized. Gene Ontology annotation, cellular component: endoplasmic reticulum-Golgi intermediate compartment; endoplasmic reticulum membrane; COPII-coated ER to Golgi transport vesicle. The transcript is spliced from 5 exons. Gene Ontology annotation, biological process: endoplasmic reticulum to Golgi vesicle-mediated transport. The record is from RefSeq and is a predicted model, not a curated record. Bases 217 to 1065 code for a protein of 282 amino acids. Lineage: Eukaryota; Viridiplantae; Streptophyta; Pinopsida; Cupressales; Cupressaceae.
UCCACACACAAUACGCUACGCACUUCUCUAUAUUCCGUCAACUGAUUGAGGGGGUUGGAGUUACGGGUAAAGUGAACGCGCAAACCAUACGAAAUUCCCCGUCUGUUAACGAAAAGAGAAUUCUGAAACAAUUACAAAACUUGAGAGAGAAGAAACUGAAAUCCUUCAUAGAACAUACACUGGUAUACUCACAGUCGACAUAAACUUGUGAUUGUAAUGGCGUGGCAGCAACAGACAUCCAUGCCCAUGCAGGGACCAAGAGUCACGCUUGAUGAUCUUGGAGGACAACCUGGCAUGCAGAGACCACCUAACACAGGACCAAAUCCAUUUAACAGUCCAUUCCAAGGAGCUGGUUCUGCAUUUAUCCGAGAUGGAUUAGGGGCAUAUGGAGAGCGAAUUUUUGGAACUAGUUCAGAGUACGUGCAAAGCAAUAUUAGCAAAUAUUUUUCGAAUCCUCAAUAUUACUUUCAAGUAAAUGAUCAAUACGUGAAGAACAAGCUGAAAGUAGUCCUCUUUCCUUUCAUGCACAGGGGUCAUUGGACAAGGAUAGCUGAGCAGAUUCCAGGAGGUCUCACAUACAAGCCACCUAUCUAUGAUAUCAAUGCUCCUGAUUUAUAUAUUCCUUUUAUGGCAUUUGGCACGUAUGUCAUCCUUUCUGGUAUCACACUGGGCUUGCUUGGGAAGUUCAGUCCUGAAGCAUUGAGUAUUCAAUUUUCAAAAGGUCUUCUCGGUUGGUUUGCACAAGUAUUACUGUUGAAAUUGUCACUCUAUGCACUUGGCAGUGGAGAAGCUCCAAUUUUAGACAUUGUUGCAUAUGGGGGAUAUGCUUUUGUAGGCAUAGCUCUUUCUGUUUUGGCACGUGUUUUAUGGAGUUAUUCAUACUAUGUUAUAAUGCCCUGGACGUGCCUGUGCAUGGGAAUUUUCUUGGUUAAAACUAUGAAAAGAGUAUUGUUUGCAGAGGUUAGGAGUUAUGAUAGAGAUUCCAGCAGGCACCACUACCUCCUGCUUUUCAUGGCAAUCACUCAAUUUCCAUUGUUCCUAUGGCUUGGAUACAGCAUUGCCUGAUUCAGUUUGGAUCACGUUAGUGUAAAUUAGUGUCAUUCUCACUCAAUCUGGAGCAUUUUUUUGAGCGGCAAUCUUUGAGAUCUGUGGUGAUAUCUUCUAGCCAUCCUUGACAAAUAGAAAGCUGUGAAAUGUCAUUGUGUACCAAUAUUUUACAGGUAUACAACAUUGCCACGGGAAUGCAUGUUCUUCAGAUGUACUUGUGAUACAUUUUAGUGAUUCUCAGUUUGUUUUGGAAGUGCAAUGUAUCUCAGAAUGCACUGCAGGUUACUGUGGCUGAUACUUCUGGGAAUUUAAUUUUGGUAAUCAGUUCUUCUGGGUAGAAGUAAAUGUAGAAGUGUUAUAUUCAAUUGAAAUUUCCACUUUCAAGAGAUGGAUAACUGUAUUUUUAUUAUAAAAUGUCAAAAUAUAAGAAUCAUUUUUGUGUGUGUGUUUUCA